UCGUCAAUCUUUCUCCCCGCGUCUCUCUGUCUCUCUCUCUCUCUCUCUCUCUCUAGAUCUCGAUCUCGACUCACUCCACUUGCAUUUGUCUUCUUCUUGCUCGAGGGACAGAGGCAGCAAUUCUUCCGUCUCGUUCCUCGGCUGAAUCCGCCUUCCCAGGUUUUAGAUCCGUUUUCGUUCGAGUUCUGAUAGUUGACUCGCAUUUGAUUUCGUCUGCUGGAUUCCGAUUUUCUCGUCCUGAAUUUGUGUUUGGAAUCCGGAUCCUGGUGUUUUGCAUUAUCUGGUCCGAGAGAGAAGACGUGUAGAUCCCGUAUGGAUGUCCAGAUCUAGUUGAGAUUCACUUGCCAUUUCUUUAUCUGGUAUUCAACUGGUGAUCGAGGAGAAUCCAACUAUGAUUGGAGCAGAAGGCGAAUCUGGGGCGAAGUCCAUGAAGAGUCUUGGAGGACAGGUUUGUCAGAUCUGUGGUGACAGCGUCGGCAAAACAGCAGAGGGUGAUCCCUUUGUGGCCUGCGAUGUCUGUGCGUUUCCUGUCUGUAGGGCGUGCUAUGAGUACGAGAGGAAGGAUGGGAACCAGUCGUGCCCACAAUGCAAGACUAAGUACAAGAGGCACAAAGGUAGCCCUGCAAUUGUUGGAGAUGCUGAAGAGGAUGUCAACAUUGAUGAAGAUGCUAUUGGGUUUAGUUACACACCUGAUAACCAAAGCCAGAAGCAGAAAAUUUCAGAGCGUAUGUUAAGCUGGCAUUUGACAGGUGGCCAGAGUGGGGACCUCGGGCUUCCGGAAUAUGACAAAGAACCCUCACAUAACCACAUUCCGCGUCUCACCAGUGGACAAGAGGUAUCAGGAGAGCUGUCUGCUGCCUCGCCUGAGCGACUCUCCAUUGCAUCACCUCCUCGUGGUGGUGGAAAACGUCUUCCAUAUGCCAGUGAUAUCAAUCAGUCUCCCAACAUAAGGGUUGUAGACCCUGUUAGGGAGUUUGGUUCACCAGGAAUAGGCAAUGUGGCGUGGAAGGAGAGAGUCGAUGGCUGGAAAAUGAAGCAAGAGAAGAAUGUAAUUCCUAUGAGCACUGGUCUAGCUGCCUCUGAAAGGGGUGGUGACAAUGAGACCAGCACUGAUGUAUUCGUGGAUGACUCUUUGCUGAAUGAUGAAGCUCGGCAGCCUCUUUCAAGAAAGGUUUCGGUUCCAUCAUCAAGGAUAAAUCCUUACAGGAUGGUUAUAGUUCUCCGGCUUGUCAUUCUUUGCCUCUUCUUGCACUACCGGAUAACGAAUCCGGUUCCAAAUGCGUUUGGUCUGUGGUUAGUCUCAGUAAUAUGCGAGAUUUGGUUUGCCAUAUCCUGGAUAUUGGAUCAGUUCCCUAAGUGGCUUCCUGUGAAUCGUGAGACGUAUCUUGACAGGCUGGCUCUAAGGUACGAUCGGGAAGGAGAGCCAUCACAAUUAGCUGCUGUAGACAUAUUUGUCAGUACUGUGGAUCCAUUAAAAGAGCCUCCCCUUGUGACGGCCAACACUGUGCUCUCCAUCCUCUCUGUUGAUUACCCAGUUGACAAGGUCUCUUGCUAUGUUUCUGAUGAUGGUGCUGCUAUGUUGACUUUUGAAGCCCUCUCCGAGACAUCAGAAUUUGCACGGAAAUGGGUUCCUUUUUGCAAGAAAUACAACAUUGAGCCUCGGGCUCCAGAAUGGUACUUUGCACAGAAGAUUGACUACCUGAAGGACAAAGUUCAGCCAUCGUUUGUGAAGGAACGUAGAGCUAUGAAGAGAGAAUAUGAGGAAUUCAAGAUCCGGAUUAAUGCUCUUGUUGCAAAAGCUCAAAAAGUUCCUGAAGAAGGAUGGGUUAUGCAAGAUGGUACACCAUGGCCUGGAAACAACACCAGAGAUCAUCCGGGAAUGAUCCAGGUUUUCUUGGGUCAGAAUGGAGGUCUGGAUGCCGAGGGCAAUGAGCUGCCACGUCUAGUUUACGUUUCUCGUGAAAAACGCCCAGGUUUCCAGCAUCACAAAAAGGCUGGUGCCAUGAAUGCUCUUGUUCGAGUUUCAGCGGUACUUACAAAUGGUCCCUUCCUUUUGAAUCUUGACUGUGAUCACUACAUAAAUAACAGUAAGGCCUUGAGAGAAGCUAUGUGUUUCUUGAUGGACCCGAACCUUGGGAAGCAAGUGUGUUAUGUUCAGUUUCCACAGAGAUUUGAUGGUAUUGAUAAGAAUGAUCGAUAUGCCAACCGUAACACUGUCUUCUUCGAUAUAAAUUUGAGAGGUUUGGAUGGAAUUCAAGGACCUGUUUAUGUCGGAACUGGGUGUGUCUUUAACAGAACGGCACUGUACGGUUAUGAACCGCCAGUGAAACCCAAGCACAAGAAGCCUAGCGUCCUGUCCUCUCUCUGUGGCGGUUCACGAAAGAACUCAAAAUCUAGUAAAAAGGGAUCGGAUUCGAAGAAAUCUAAAAAGCAUGUUGAUUCCACAGUGCCGGUAUUCAAUCUCGAGGAUAUCGAAGAGGGAGUAGAAGGGGCCGGCUUUGAUGAUGAGAAGUCGAUGUUGAUGUCGCAAAUGAGCCUGGAGAAGCGAUUUGGACAGUCUGCCGUCUUCGUGGCAUCUACCCUUAUGGAGAAUGGCGGUGUCCCACAGUCUGCAACUCCCGAAACUCUUCUUAAAGAGGCUAUUCAUGUCAUUAGUUGCGGAUACGAAGACAAAACAGAGUGGGGAAGCGAGAUUGGAUGGAUUUAUGGUUCGGUUACGGAAGAUAUUCUUACCGGAUUCAAAAUGCAUGCUCGAGGUUGGCGAUCGAUCUACUGUAUGCCUAAGCUUCCUGCUUUCAAGGGAUCUGCUCCGAUCAAUCUUUCUGAUCGUCUGAACCAAGUGCUUCGGUGGGCUCUCGGUUCCGUGGAAAUCCUUUUCAGCCGACAUUGCCCGAUUUGGUAUGGUUACAGCGGUCGGCUGAAAUGGCUCGAGAGAUUCGCUUACAUUAACACCACGAUCUAUCCCAUCACUUCCAUCCCUCUCCUCAUGUACUGUACUCUUCCCGCGGUCUGUCUCUUCACCAACCAGUUCAUUAUCCCGCAGAUUAGCAACCUGGCAAGCAUAUGGUUCUUGUCCCUCUUCUUGUCGAUCUUCGCGACGGGUAUCCUCGAGAUGCGAUGGAGCGGAGUAGGCAUCGACGAAUGGUGGAGAAACGAGCAGUUCUGGGUCAUCGGAGGCGUAUCAGCCCACCUCUUCGCCGUCUUCCAAGGACUACUCAAAGUCCUCGCGGGCAUAGACACGAACUUCACGGUCACUUCAAAAGCAUCGGACGAGGACGGGGAUUUCGCCGAGCUCUACCUGUUCAAAUGGACGACUCUCCUCAUCCCGCCCACGACACUUCUCAUCAUAAACAUCGUCGGGGUCGUGGCCGGAAUCUCGUACGCCGUCAAUAGCGGCUACCAGUCAUGGGGACCGCUUUUUGGUAAGUUAUUCUUUGCGUUCUGGGUCAUUAUCCAUCUCUACCCUUUCCUCAAGGGACUUAUGGGGAGACAGAACAGAACUCCGACCAUUGUUGUUGUCUGGUCGGUCCUUCUGGCUUCCAUCUUUUCGCUCCUUUGGGUCCGGAUCGAUCCUUUCACGACCCGAGUCACCGGUCCGGACGUUCAGGAAUGUGGGAUCAACUGUUGAAGUCGAAGAAAGAUUGAGAGUGAAGUAUCAUCAAUUAUCUGAUUUUUCAGUGCCUAUUUAUUUGUGUGUCUUAAUAUUUGUUUAUAUAUUUUUUUUUGACAAAAAGUUUAUAUAUAUUGUUGUAUUGUAUUGUAUUGUAUUACACUGUUUUGAUAUAAUAAUUCACGUUCUUUUUGCCUGCU
Tarenaya hassleriana is the source of this 3810-nucleotide messenger RNA. Its product is annotated as cellulose synthase A catalytic subunit 3 [UDP-forming]. Bases 392 to 3628 code for a protein of 1078 amino acids. The record is from RefSeq and is a predicted model, not a curated record. NCBI's taxonomy places the organism in Eukaryota, Viridiplantae, Streptophyta, Magnoliopsida, Brassicales, Cleomaceae. The transcript is spliced from 16 exons. Gene Ontology annotation, cellular component: trans-Golgi network; plasma membrane. Gene Ontology annotation, molecular function: cellulose synthase (UDP-forming) activity. Gene Ontology annotation, biological process: plant-type primary cell wall biogenesis; cellulose biosynthetic process.